UCAUUUCAUUUCCCGGUUCCAAGUUCCAAAUUGCCCAUUGCCAUCAUUUUCUACCAAGAUAAAAAAAUAAAAAGGGAUAGUUAUUAUCAUUAUUAAAAAACAUGGAAGAAAUAAACGAUGUUGAAGCAUUAGAAAAGAUUUCUAGCGAAGUUGAUGAAUCGCAAAUAAAAGUCAUCCUUUCGAACCAGUGCAUCAAAGCUCAGGCAUUUUUACUCGACAAGCUUAAAAAGCAGUCUGAGCGUCACAAGGAAACGUGUAGCUUCAUUAGCAGCGCUAAUCUCAAACUGGAGGCUGAGAUUAGACAGGCUGAGCAGGAAAUAAAAAGUAUGUUAUUAGCUCAGGAGACUAUAAAAUCGGCUAAAGUAGAACUCAAAAAAGAAUUGUUAGUGGUUAAAGUUCGAAAGGCAGAUAUUAAAGAGCGCAUUGAGGAGGGUAUUAAGAAAUACGAAGCCUUAUGGUCAGAAUGCAAAGCUAGAUAUGAAAGCAUACCUUUUGUAAAACAGCUAAUCAAUGCCAACGAAAAGGUGCAGGUACUGAACAAUGAUAUCGAAGGCCUUGACAAACAAACGAUAGAGCUUUACGAAGUUAUGAGAAAGCAACGUGAAGCCUGUAUCGAUAUAGACAGAAAACGUUGCAUAGAACUUGCGACAUUCAUAGCUCAUGAAGUGCCGAAUACUAAGAAGAUUAUACAUGAGAAAACUGUGAGAAUUAAUGAUGUUACAAAACAAAUUGAAGCCAUCAUCAAUGCGCAAAAAAACGUCAGAGAUAUUGAAGAAAUAAUUAUAGUGUCUGAACCACAAAAAACGGAGACAAAUGAUAUAGAAGAAAAAGAACCAGUCAAAAAUGAUGAUCUGAAUAAAAGUGAUGAAGAUUCACUGAUACCAAAAUUAGAGCUCUCUAAUUUCGAUCUCGACAGUUUAGACAUUAAUUUGGAACGGGUCCGAAUGAGGAAGGAAGAGAUAGCUUCUAGUGAUCACAUAACAGAUGCUAUACUAGAUAGUUUUGCCAACAAGAAAACAGAACAAACCCGCAGUCAAGAAAAAGCUUAUGAUUAUGUUAUUUCUCCAUUUUUCAAUACAUACAAAGAAAACGAUUCGCAAAAUUUCUCUAACAGAAAGUUGAUUAACAUUCUUGAAGAUGUACGUGUUACGAAGAAGGAGACAUACAACAUUAUAAAGGAAGUAAAUAAGGAAAAUCUACGAACCGUUAACGAAAUUUCAGUAAACGCAUUCGACAAUGUUAAAGAUAAAUACAACUUUUCAAAAGACAAGGGUAUGCCAAUAGAAAGUGAUACCAUCGAAGAGGUGGACAUGUCAUGCUCCAGUACAGAAAUUAUAAUACCACCUACACAGUUCUUGGAUAUCACUAUAACGAGUUCCCAGGAGGAUAUACACAAGAAGAGAGUAUCGUUUGAUAUACCAUCAUCAGUUAAAAUAAAUGAAAUAAUAGACGACGAAGACACCUCAAAAAUUACGAAUGACAAUGAAGAAGUAAAUCAAACUGCUAACAGCCAACUAGAUGUAAGCGUAGUCAGUGAGGACGGUUUUAUGAAGAUUCAAGAUAUGAUACUCAAGAAGCACAAUUUAGAUCUAUCUCCGCAAUUUGUGUAUGCUAAGAAUCCUGUUUUGCAGAAGAAAGAAGAUGAUAAAGUAGUAACAUCAAAGUUCUUUCAACAUGAAAAUCAGGAAGAUAUGAUAGAUGAAAUGAAGGAUGACAGAAUGGAAAUGGAUGAAGAACCCAGGGUUCCAGAAACGGAAGAGAAAUUGAAAGAACAGGAGAGUAAGGAAAAAACGACAGCACCAAUGGAUGUGGAUGUAAUCAUAGUUUCUAGUCCCAAGGAAAAUAAGAAACAUGAAGAUCCAAGACCAGAAAAACCUCUGACUGGAUUGCUAUUCAAUCAUGGAACACAGGCUAUACCAGAUUCCCUAAAUGUUUCAAUGAGUACUACUGGAUACGAUGAUUCAGACUUUCCACAUUGUAUUGACUCAAGUUUGCUAUUAUCACCUAAAGCUGACAUACCUAUGACUGAUGACAACCCUGAGGUGCAGUCGCAGGAAGUUCCGAAUUUUCUAUCAGGACUGCGAAAAACUGGCUUAUCAUUUUUUGGAGGAGGUAAUGCAUCUGCAGAACCCAAACCAGGUCCCAGUACUGAAAGCGAGGGGAACAACUUUAGUUUCAACUUUGGUGGAGAGAAGAAAAGUAGAGGCGGAUUGUUUAGUUUGUUCCAAUAAGUCUAUUCAAUGUUGGUGAUUUUCUUUAAAUUAAAUUC
Messenger RNA from Helicoverpa armigera (cotton bollworm), 2269 nucleotides. RefSeq lists its product as uncharacterized. The coding region runs from base 102 to 2231 and encodes 709 amino acids. The record is from RefSeq and is a predicted model, not a curated record. The transcript has 11 exons. Lineage: Eukaryota; Metazoa; Arthropoda; Insecta; Lepidoptera; Noctuidae.